Mytilus trossulus (common blue mussel) is the source of this 7983-nucleotide messenger RNA. RefSeq lists its product as uncharacterized. The record is from RefSeq and is a predicted model, not a curated record. NCBI's taxonomy places the organism in Eukaryota, Metazoa, Mollusca, Bivalvia, Mytilida, Mytilidae. The transcript is spliced from 2 exons. The coding region runs from base 152 to 1042 and encodes 296 amino acids.
CUGGUGUUUACGCGUUCUUUCGUAUCCUUGCACAAAGACCGUACUGUAGCGAUCGGCUGCAGCUGCAAGGUGCGUACUAAUCAUCCAAGAAUUGCAUUUAUUUUACAAAUAAAGAUAUGAAGAGACAGUAUCACCUCUGAGGUGACUUGCCAUGUCACAGAGACCAAAAAGGAAAACUGCUAUGAUGACUGCUGAGGUUGUGCCUGGUCCGUCAAGUGCGAUCGAGAGAAGUAUAAAGGAGGCUACUACAUCACUUGAAAUGGAAGAGAAGGAGGACGCAAGUCCAGACAAAAAGAUAAAAUUAUCAGCAGAAGAGGACUCAAAUGAAGAGAAAAAACAAGAAGAAAUCCAAGCAUACAUGGAUGAGACUUUCGAUAUAAGACGUUCUUUUAUUACCGUAGAAAUGCCCUCUGCAUUAGCAGUGAAGCAGACUUAUCCACAGUUGUUUACAGGAAGACAAAUGUUGGCAGAGUUUCAGCGGAUUACAAAUCUCGAUAUUGAUCAUUUGAUUCAGGAGUACUGUGUAAAAUAUGCUAACAAUAUUAUUGGUAUUUCAAAGUAUAUUCAUGGAGCAAGUAUCAUUCUCCGUCAAGCUGACGAAAUUAAACAGCAAAACGCAGCAUUGAAACAAUACUGGGACAUGGUUACGGCUUUAUCACUUAUUCCUAUGCUUUUGAAAGAAAAUUUUGUUGAAAUGGUGGUUGAAAUCACUGAUGAUCAACAAGUUAAUCCAAAAGGAAAAAUCGUCCCUAUUCUAAUAUCUAAGGGUACCAUUUUUAGAAGUGAUGAAUUUUUCCUAGUCAUUGAAGAAGAAAUCGUCCAAGAAUUUGAAGAAUUCACAAUAGCUUUUGCUACUUUGUUUGCAGCAUACUGGGUUUUCAACAUGCAGUACCCUAAAACAUUGAACAAUGCCUAUAAUUUUAUUCAAAAGGCAAUCAUACACCUGAAGGAUGGAACACCAAUACCUCCACCUUGUAAACAACUAGUUCAAAGGUUGCAAAAAAUGGAAGCAGCAGAAAGUGUAAAGCAAAAGAAAAAGUGAAUCAAGUGAAAUCCUCUGUAAAUUGUGCCAUAUAUAGUAUGCUUUUUGUCUACGACAUCAUGAAGAAUCUCAAAAUCAAAAGGCUUGACUAGAAUAUCUUACAAAUAGUAUUUUCAAGAAAGAAAUUAACAAUAUUACUCAAAUCAUAUAAUUUUGUUUAGCAGUAUAAUUGACAAAACUUUACUACUGAUUUUUAAAAGAUUCAUUUUUUGUUCUGUAUCUGCAUGUUUAAAGAGAAAUAAUGUCUGAUUCAGUGCUUUGUUUUUUUUAACCAAGUUGCAUAAACAUAAAGGGAGAUAAUGUAACAAUUAUCUCCCUUAGGUAAGGGGGCUUGUUAAAUGACAAAAUGAGGUUUUGUAUCUUACAGUUGAAUAUGUGCACAACAAGUUUGUAAGUAUUUUGACCAAUAUAUUAUCAGUGUUUGAUAAAACUUUCAUGUUUUUUUUAUAAUUUUCUUCAUAUCCAUUUUUCUCUAUAUUCAUUCAUUAUCAUGAUUAUAAUCACCAUGAUUCCUGAAAAGGUUGAAUUGUGUUUUAAUGGAAAUUUUUGUCAUCACACAAUAUUUACAGCUUCCUACACACUAGAGAGAAUUAACCAUUUGUGUUGCAUACAUGUAUCACUUCUCGAAAAUUUGAUAUACCUUGAUUUUAUAAAGGUGUCAUUUUUUUUGGAAAGUAUUAUAUUUUGUGUUAUCAUGCUGUUGUGAAUGUGAUUGUAAGUAAAAAUGUCAGUUUAAUUUUUAUUCAGGCAUGACAGGCUGUAUAGUCAAUGAGAGUUAUUGCCCUUACUUGGCUUUUUUGUCCUCUUUCAUUGAUAUCAAAGAUCCAUUUUAAAUAGACUUAAAUAUUUUAAAAAAAUGUUGAUACUUAAAUUUUUAAACAUUCAUUUCACCUAAAAUUGGAACCUUUACUGUAAAUUUUACAAUCAGAAAACAAGGGUAUCUAUUGGGACCAUAUAUGGUCCUUGAAGAUCUCUAAAAGUGAAGAAAUGGCUGUUUGUGUUAACAUGGUUAUAAAUAGAAAUUUUCAGAAAUUAAAUUAAGAAAAGUUCUGAGCAAUUAGCUGGUUUUGAUUUGAGUUUCAUUCCUGUUUAGAACAGUUUUCAGCACCCCCAUAACAGUAUCUGAUAAAUUUGUUUGAUGUUUUUUUUAAAUAAUAUAUAUCUAGGGGAAAACAGAAAAAAGGUGAAAUGGGCUUUUACAGGCUUCAUGGAGCCUCCAGUUUACUUUGACAUCAGAUUUUUUUUUUUACACUGACUAUGGUACUGGAAACUUUGAUAGUAUUGUUAUUUUAUAGAAAAAAAUAGUCACACAGAUAGUUAUUUUGCUUUGUGAUUUUGUUUAAGAAUAUACCAUACUCUUCUCUUUGUUGCUAUAUUGAUUACUGUUGUGAUAAAUGACUGAAACUUCAUGUGGCUCUAAAACAGAUAUGAUGGUUACAAUAUGAUUUUUAUUCACUUUCCCAAUAACAUCAUUACAUCCAUUUUAUAGUUGCAGACAAAUGCGAAACAGGGGUUAAAAGGACUGAAAUAAGGUCAUUUGACAUACAUGUACAUGUCAUAAGGCAGGUUUUGGGAAAUAAAUAAUUUCCUCUCUAUACCUUUACAAUAAAGCCCACCUUCAAUCAAACAGGCCCUGUCAAGUGACCUACACAUAGAUCAAGUGCACCCUUAACCUUUUUAUUACUGUGGAUUCAUUUAUUUUCAUGGUUUGAGGAAAACUUGAAUAUUCGUUGAUAUUUAAUUUCAUGGUUUUGACACAGUAUGCAUAUAUGUAUUCCUUUAGAAAAUUUGCAAUUCGUUGAAUAUUUAAAUUUGUGGUUUCCCACUUCCCAUGAAAUCCACGACAUUGGUAUCCAACGAAUAAUAAUGAAUCCACAGUAUACUAAAGGAUUGAGCUUGAAUAUCCCUAUUUAUAACAGUAACUUGAUUUGUUAUAUACAACCUUUGUUAGUAUGAGAGAUGAUAACAUAAAUAGUAUGAACUAUAUUUGUUGCAGAGGUGUAGUAACUCCACUUUACUACUGUGGAUUCCUUAAUAUUCGUUGGAUACCAGUUUUCGUGUUUUCGUGGGUACAGGUAAACCACUAACUAAACUGUUCAACGAAUAACAAAUUUUGUAUCAGGUUGAUGCAGACUUUGGUAAAACCAUGAAAUCAAGUAUCAGCGAAAAGACAAGUUUUCUGCAUUCCUCGAAAAUUGGUACCCACGAAAAAUAAAUGAAUCCACAGUACAUACAUAAGCUAUGCUGGAUAGAAAUUUAUCUUAUGCAAAUAAAUAUCAAUACAUCUGUCAACCUUUAAUAGGUUGAAAAAAAAAUCUCAUUGGAAAGUUUAUCUGUUAUACGAAAAUCUACAAAACAGACCAAAUUUAUCUUAUAUUUUAUAUAUGAAGGUCCCAAAAUGAACCAGUCUUGUAUACGUAAUGGGGCACUUGCAUGAGGUUGAUGUCUCCAAUGCAGCUUGCAUGUUAAGAGCAUACUCCUUAUAUUUACAUAAUAUUUCAAAACAAUAAUUACCUUUUCAUGUCUUCUAUGUUAAAUAAGUUCUCUUAAUUGCAUAGGUCAAUUCAAUAAUUGAUAAUGUUGUAUUUGAGGGAAACAAUACAGCUAUUUUUGUUAUUUAACAAAUAAGUAAGAGGGACAUCAGAACAUCCCAAUUAGUGUUUUUAUAGGUGUCAUAAGUAUUUUGUUUUUUGUAACAAUAGUGUGUCCUAACAUCAUUUGGAUCUACAUCAAAGAUUCUUCAUAAGUAUCUCAAGUGUGUGUGUUUUUAGCAAUUUUGGUCAGGAUAUACAUAAAAAUAUUGGCUAAAAUACAAAAAAGAAGGAUUUUUUUUGGGUACAUGUAUAUGAAUAUAUUUGUUAAUUGCUUAAUUUUCUCUGGGAUUUUGCCUAUGCAAUUAAGAGGAAUUCACUGAAGUUAAAAGUGAUGUGUACAUUUUAAUCAUGUCAACUUACUGCCAAAAUUGUUUCACCAUUUGAUAAGAAAAGAAAAUAUUUUUGAAUUUCCAACCUUAACAAUAUUGCUUUGGACUCUUGUUUAUUUUUAGUUGUGAAACUUUCUAUUUCAAGAGGUUUAUACAUACUGUACAAAGAUAAGUAUAUACAUACUAAUGUAAUAUUUGGAAUUUGUUAUUGUUUGUUAAGAAAUUGUAUUAGUUUUUAGGUUGUAUUAUAUAUUGACAGGUAGUCUGUAACUUGUUGUCUCACUUUUAUUUUUUUUAAACCAAAGAUUUAAAUUUUUAAUAUAGAUUUGUUUUCAAUGAAUUCGUCUUUUGUGGGUCUAUUUGUCUUGUUACACAUGUAAGGUUUUCAAAAUGACAAAAUUACUGUAAAAGUUCAUAAAGAAGAUAUUUAACAUUUCAGGUGAAAUUUCUGUCUACUUAAAAAAAAAAAAAUUUAUAUUAUUUCUGGUUUAUCACUUUCCUGGGAAAUGUCUUACUCUUAUGUGGUCCUUCUUCAUUGUAUGUAGAUUAUUGUUUCAGUUGAAUUGAGCAUUCUAAUUCCAACAUCCAGGGAUAUUUAUUUUUAUGUUUUAGUCAUUUGCUUUUCACAUUUUUGUGAAUUACUCAUUGUCUUAGAUACAUAAUAUAUGCUUGUAAUAAUAUCGCUUUCAAAAUUUCAUGAACAAAUAGUACAAUAUAUAUUAAAAUGACAUUUUGUCUGUUCUAGUGACAAAAUAUGUGUAACUUUGAAAUCCCGAGAUUUUUUUUAUCUUAUGUUAUUUAUCGUAUACAAUGUAACUUUGAAGAAUUAUGUUUUUGUUUAUAAAACAUCAUCUUCAACCUAGUCCAUUUAUUGUUUGGUUGCAAACUCAACAAUUUUCAUUGCUCCUACUGUCCUACACCCAUUACAUUUCUUAUAUGAUGAACUUUUGGUAUUAUUCAUUUAAGUCAUUACUAUAUAAUCAAAGCAAUCAUCAGUCAGGAUGUAAAAAAUUACUUGAUUUUCAUAGUUGUACGGAUUAGCUUUUGCUAUAUUUUUAAGUUUUUGCUGUAGUCACAAUUAAUUUAAAAUCAACCUACUAGUAACCCACAACAAAACCACUGUCCUAUAUUUUUAGAUUAAGAGUUGAUUUUAUAUCAUUUUAUAUAGUUUAAGCUUAUGUUUUUUUUUAUGGGUUUUCCAUCUUUGGCUGUUUUCUUGUGCAUUCAAAUGGUAUCUGUUAAUCAUGAUUAUGUGGUCUUUCUUGUACAUUGGUAUGAAAUCAUACUCUGGCUGAAAAACUAAUAAAUCAGCAGCUUGUAUGCUAGCUUUGGAUAACAUAUUGCUAACAGUAUUGAUAAUAAACAAUUAUUUGAUGAAUGUUAUUUUGGUCAAUUUUACUUGUACAACUCCAGAUUUAUAGUUCUGUAUAUUCCAAAAAAGAAGAUAGGCAUUAUGUCGUUUCAUUAGGAUGAUAAACAGCUACAAAAUUCAUGAAAAAGUGGUCUUCUUUGUUUACUCCCUGGUCGUGAAGACCUUAUGUAAAUGAUGAAAGGGAUUUAAAUUCAAGUAGUAAUCAAUUCAUUUAAAACAUUCAAAAUUAAAUGUAAAGUUUUGGUUCAAUCAAAUACAAAUGUGCAUUCUUUGAGUUUAUGUCAUUCGUUUAUGCAAAUUUAUUACAAAAGUGAAGUGGGGGUACCAUAAAAGAUUGAGUCAUCAAAUUCAUGAUGUAAAAUACAAAUAACCUUGAUAGUAAUAUUAAAGGUUGUCAUAAAAUUCUCAUUUCUGUUAUGCCUUGUCCAUAGAGCAGGUUUACAUAAUUUUCUGUUGAUUCAUAUAUCCUGUCUUAUCUAUUCCAAGGAUAAACUGUCCUGUUUAAAAAAAAAAAAACUAUGUUAAUCUAUUGAUUAAACAUAAUAUUUGUAUUUUGUAAACUUAUAUAACAGUGGAAGGCAUUAUAAACAGACUUACAAUGCAACCAUAUUGGUCACAUUAUUUUUACAAAUUAGAGUUUUGACCCCCAAUUUCACGGUCAACUGAACAUAGAAAUUGAUAGUGCUAGUUAAGCAUCCAUGUGCUAUGUACACAUUUUUGUUUAUAAUACUUUUUAUUCUGGCAUUGUUUAUUAUACAAUACUCACUAUACAUGUACAAAAAUACUUUCAAUAAUUUCUAAAAAUACAGCAUUUUUAACAUCAGUAUCAUUUUGUUUCAAACGCACCCUAGUAAAUAAGUGCCUACUGUUGGUGUCAUAUAAACAAUAAAACCAUAUUUUUAUUUGUUUUGUUACUGUAUAUUAAUUAAGUUUUGUACUAAAACUGUACAUUGGUGCUAUUUUAUGACCAUAUAGUUUAAGUAUGUUGUUUAUGAUUAUUUUUAUUAAUCCAUUUUUUUAAUCAAAUAUUUGUUUACGUUUUUACAAUCUAAUUAAAAUGAAAUCUCUGUACUUGCUCAUUUUUUCCUUGCAGCAACUACUAGGCAUAAAUAGUGAGCUAGUGUGGAGAUAUAAUUUAAAUUUGAUUGAUGUUUUUAUCACUUUGUGUACUUUUUUAUUUAAGAUGCACAGAAGCAUCACUUAUAGUUAAAAUGACAAACUUUCAUGGCAAAAUUUAAAAACAUAAAUGCUGUAUAUUUUUCAAAAAUUGUAUAACCAUACAACCAUAAUUAUCUGAUUUAAAUUGUAAAGUUCUGUCUCAUUUUAUCCCAGUGAUCAAGUUAAUUCAAAAAAAUAAAUCCCAUGUAACACAUGUGUUCUAAAUAGCUGAAAAGGGAAUACUACUUCCAAUUAUUGUGCUUCUGAUUUUCUUAACAACCUUAAAUAGCAUAAUUAAGGAUUUGUAUAGUAAGACUUACUAUACGAAUCCUUGGUAUAAUUCAUUGCUGAAUUCACAAUUUCAGAAUGGAGUGCAUUCUGGGAAAUUUUCAAAGAAGAGACACCAAAAUGUUUUUGAACUCAACACAUUUGCAUGAAAUUAUUUUCAUUAUGGGUUCGAACAAAGUAAUUACCCAUAAUCCUUUAUUGAAUUGUAUGAAUAUCCAAUGUGUUUAAUUUUAACAAAAUCUUAUUUCAGAGAUGCUGUUUCAAAUAUUUUCAAAUUAGUUCAAAACCCUUUAAUUUUUAAUUUUAUGCACAAUUUACAUGUUAUUUGUGAUAAACCAACUAAAGAGCUAUUCAAAAAGACCACAUUGAAAUCUAUAAUUUGUUUAAAGCAUAGAAAUAAAUGUCUCUGAUUUAAGCUUCUUAAUAAAUAAACAUAUUUAAAUUCCACCUACAAAUCUAUAGAAAAUUCAUUAAAAGGUUAAGUUCAGAAGUAAAUACUACUUUAGAAAAAAAAUUCAUGCAUGAUUUAUCAGUUUCCUGGUGGAAUAUUUACAUCAGUUUCAGUUUUAUAUAAAAUCUACAAAGCCUUCUGUGUUCAUAUAUACUUAUUUUUGAUUUGAAGAAGAAAGAGAUUUUUAUCAUAGUUUGAAUUUCAUCCUUAUUGUUUCUUGUCAGAGGGCAAAGCAAAGAUGCAUAAUAAAAACCAAUGUUAUAGUUCAAAUAUUUUCAUUUCAUAAUGUUUAUAUGAUUUUUGUGUAAAUGUUGUCAAAACAAUGCCACUUUUUAUCUUCCUGACAGAUGUUAUUUAUUUAUUUUAUCGUUCAAAACUUUCAAACUGAAAAACAGCAAUAAAAAACAGUUCCUUUUGGUUAUAACCUAAUAUUUCAUUAGAUUUUUCUCACUAAAACUUUUGAAAAUUCUUUUUUUUUUAAAUAAUUAAAAGUCCAGCUUUUUCUGGUCUUUUAUUUAAAUAUUUUUUAUCUGCUGUCCCCCAUACACAUUAUUGCAAUAAAUAUGCUUACUUAUAACAGAAAUAAAAUAUCUCAUAAAGAUAAGGUUAUGUAAACCUUUUCAACUAUUAUUUUACAAUGUCUAUUUUUACGUUUACUAUGUCACAUUGGUGCUUUUGUUCAGUGUUGUUUAUUUUUUUUAUAAUUUGUUGUGUAUAAGUUUUAGUUAUAGAAUAAAGAAGUUGUCAGU